Parnassius mnemosyne (clouded apollo) is the source of this 1164-nucleotide messenger RNA. NCBI's taxonomy places the organism in Eukaryota, Metazoa, Arthropoda, Insecta, Lepidoptera, Papilionidae. The record is from the annotation of a GenBank genome assembly.
AUGUCACGGAGACUGUUGCUAGAUGAUGAGAUUGCGAAAGAGCUGGAAUUAUUAGUUAGCUUGCCAUAUGAUCCAGCGAAUUCCGAAGAUGAAUAUGAGUCUGACGAACAUGGUAAAGAGUAUAAUGUGGAAAAACUCAAGAAUCUUUUGGUGAAUUCAGAAGGUGAGCAAUCUAGCUCAAGUAGUAAUACAAAUAUAAACAUUCCGGAAACAAUUCCGUCACCAGUGACACAGGAGUUUCCACAAUCUUAUAAAGAUAAUAUUGAGUCACACAUUCAAAACACUUCAAUUGAGCAUUUUCAAAUAUCCAUACCAGAAAAUACACAAAUAGAAAUGUCUGUUGGUCAACAGAGCUGUAGUAGAUCUGGAAUUUCUUCAAAUGAAACAAUAGAAGAAAGCUCUGAAGAAUCUGAAUCAGAAGGUUCAUGGAAUAAAGCGAUGUGGUCUAAUGGAAACAGGCCACACUACUCAGUAUUUGACAAAAUAACUUUGGCACCUCGUAGUCCAAUAUCUUACAACAGCAGGCCUUUAGUAUACUUUGAUAAGUUUUUUACUAACGAAGUUUAUAACCUCAUAAUUGAGCAGACAAAUCUAUAUGCUCAACAGCAAAAUAUUCGGACAUGGUCACCGACUUCAAAGCCUGAAAUACAAGCGUUUUUAGGCAUUCUUAUAAUGAUGAGUUAUCAUGUUUUACCAGACUAUAAUCUUUAUUGGUCAUCUGAUCCGGGGUUCAGGGUUGAUGAAAUCGCCAAUGUAAUGCCAAUAAAGAGAUUCAAGGUGUUGCUACGAACAUUACAUUUGAAUGACAAUUCUAAACAGCCCCAGAGAGAUGAAGAAACGUUUGAUAAACUAUACAAAGUACGCCCAUUAGUAACUUUGAUAAAUGAGGCUUGUCAAGCAGCGGCGAAAAAUACAUCAUCCCAGAGCAUAGAUGAAUCGAUGAUAAUAUUCAAGGGUAGAUCAUCCUUGAAGCAAUACAUGCCGAUGAAGCCGGUAAAACGCGGCUAUAAAGUAUGGUGUAGAUGUGAUAGUAGCACGGGCUAUCUUUACGAAUUCGAUAUUUACACAGGCAAGCAAGAUGCUGGAACUGAGGGUGGAUUGGGAAGUAAGGUAGUAAAAAACUCACAGAAAAAUUAUUGGAUAUGGAAGAAGAGAAACAUGUGA